Messenger RNA from Pelodiscus sinensis (Chinese soft-shelled turtle), 12933 nucleotides. Lineage: Eukaryota; Metazoa; Chordata; Testudines; Trionychidae. The record is from RefSeq and is a predicted model, not a curated record.
CUUGUAAAAGGACAAGUGCCUCUUCAGAAGCCUAUAGUUCGGUACCUUCUACCGAACUCCUAUCAAGAUGGGCAUAGGCUGGGGGGGACGAAUACCACUAUGGAUACCAAUAUUAGUGGUCACCUUUAUGCAGAACAAAGUCCAAGCCCAAUAUGAGGACCAACAAACAAAUUAUGAAGAUGAUUCAUAUGUCCAGCAGGGACAAGACUAUUUUUCUGUACCCGUAACUAAACCACAAGAAGUGACAAUCAUCUCACCACCUAGAACGACACUGCUAGUAAAGCCUGGAAACCCGGCUCACAAUGGACGUGUGUGCAGCACCUGGGGCAACUCGCACUUUAAGGGCUUUGAUGGAGACAUCUUUCACUUCCCUGGGCUCUGCAACUAUCUCUUUGUAUCCCACUGCAAAUCUGCCUAUGAGGACUUUAACAUCCAGAUCAGGCGCACUGUGGUGGAAAAUUCUCCUGUGAUCAGCCAUGUCACCUUGAAGCUUGAUGGAGAGGUGAUUGAAUUGACCUCAAACUCCAUUGUGGUCAAUGACAAUCCAAUUCAGCUGCCCUUCAGCCAGUCAGGAACCCUGAUUGAGAGAACAAAUGACUAUUUGAAAAUCACUGCUAAGUUAGGCCUGGUCUGCCUGUGGAACCAACUGGAUAGCUUUUUGGUGGAACUGGAUAAGAAAUAUGCCAAUCAAACCUGCGGGCUUUGUGGAGACUUCAAUGGCAUUCCAACUUAUAAUGAGUUCCUGUCAAACAACAUCAAACUGACAGAACUGCAGUUUGGGAAUAUGCAGAAGAUGGAUGGACCCACAGAACAAUGCGAGGACCCUAUACCUUCCUCUCCCACAAAAUGCUCUAAUGAAUUAAGCGAUAUCUGCCAGACCGUAUUGACUGGUGAAGCAUUUGUGAACUGCAAUGCCUUGGUUGAAGUUCAAGACUAUAUUAACUCUUGCGUAGAAGACUUGUGCCGCUGUGAAGAGUCUCUGACUGACUUCUGCAUUUGUAACACCUUUGCUGAAUACUCUCGGCAGUGUUCCCAUGCUGGCGGGCAACCUCUGAACUGGAGAACUGAAGGACUGUGCAACAAGACGUGCCCUUACAACAUGCAGCACAUGGAAUGUGGCUCUCCCUGCGCCAACACCUGCACCAACCCGGAAAGGUCAGAGCUCUGUGAAGAUCACUGUACCGAUGGCUGCGUCUGCCCCCCAGGAACCGUAUUUGAUGACAUUAACAGCUCAGGCUGCAUUCCUCUUAUUGAGUGCCCCUGUACCUACAAAGGUGAAACAUACAGUCCAGGAGCUUCUUUUGCAUCCCAGUGCACUUCAUGUACCUGUACUGGAGGCCAGUGGACUUGUGUCAGCCUUUCGUGCCCUGGCACUUGCUCCAUUGAAGGUGGUUCCCACAUUUCCACAUUUGACGAGAAACAUUAUUCCUUCUUUGGAGAUUGCAGCUAUAUCCUGACAAAGCUCUGUGACAGCAAUGCCUUCACAGUUCUAGGAGAAGUACGCAAAUGUGGCCUAACUGACACCGAAACAUGCCUGAAAGGUGUAGCCAUCAGCAUAAGUGGAGGACAAACUAUUGUUGUGAUCAAACCUUCUGGCAGUGUGUUUGUGAAUACAAUGUAUACACAGCUGCCCCUCUCUGCAGGCAAUGUCACCAUCUUCCGGCCUUCCUCCUUCUUCAUCAUUGUACAAACAAACUUUGGCGUUCAGCUUGUGAUCCAGCUUUUACCCAUCAUGCAACUUGUUAUUAACCUAGACCCAUCCUACAAAGGGCAGACAUGUGGUCUCUGUGGAAACUUCAACAGUAUCCAGGCAGAUGACUUCAAAGCCACAAGUGGUGUAGUGGAAGGAACAGCAGCCGCCUUUGCCAACACCUGGAAAACCCAAGCUGAUUGUCCUAAUGUAAAAAACAUCUUUGAGAACCCAUGUUCCCUCAGCAUUGAAAAUGAAAAAUAUGCUCAGCACUGGUGUAGAUUGCUGACUAAUCCUCAAGGCCCUUUUGCUGAAUGCCAUUCGACAGUGGAUCCAGAUAUUUACCACACGAACUGUCUGUUUGACACCUGUAACUGUGAAAAGAGUGAAGAUUGUAUGUGCGCUGCCCUGUCUAGCUACGUCAGAGCCUGUGCUGCCAAAGGAGUCCUUUUGAAGGAAUGGAGGACCAAUGUCUGCACCAUAACUUCAUGCCCCAAAUCCCUGACAUACAGCUACGCUGUUGAUUCCUGCCAACCCACUUGCCGGUCUUUGAGUGAGCCAGAUGUCACCUGCAACAUCAAAUUCUCUCCAGUUGAUGGCUGCACUUGUGCAAACGGAACUUACCUGGACGAACAUGGGAAAUGUGUUCCUGCUACCAGCUGUCCUUGUUAUUAUAAAGGAUCCAUGUUACCUUCUGGGGAGGUUGUUCACGACAACGGUGUCAUAUGCUCUUGCACACAUGGAAAGCUGGACUGCAUGAGAGUAAAACCAGAGCCAGUCUGUGCAGCGCCAAUGGUGUACUUUGACUGCAGCAAUGUCACUGCAGGCACAGUUGGAUCUGAGUGCCAGAAGAGCUGUCAGACACUUGACAUGGGAUGCUACAGCACACAGUGUGUCUCUGGCUGCAUUUGCCCUAAUGAUCUAGUGUCAGACGGCAAAAGGGGUUGUAUAGCUGUGGAGGACUGUCCGUGUGUUCACAAUGAGGCCUCCUACAAACCAGGAGAAACAAUCAAAGUCAACUGUAAUACCUGCACAUGUAAAAACAGAAUGUGGCAAUGUACCAAUGAACCUUGUCUGGCAACCUGCUCUGUUUAUGGAGAUGGUCAUUACAUUACUUUUGAUGGCAAACGCUACAGCUUUAGUGGAGAUUGUGAAUACACCCUGGUCCAGGAUUACUGUGGUAAAAACAGUACCAGCUUUGGAAACUUCCGAGUUAUUACUGAGAAUAUCCCCUGUGGAACCACUGGGACCACCUGCUCAAAGGCCAUUAAAGUCUUCGUAGAAAACUAUGAACUGAUACUCAGCGAUGGAAAGUUUGAAGUGAUAGAGAAGGUCCAUGGAGGGCAAGUGCCAUACAAGAUCCGUUACAUGGGCAUCUACAUGGUCUUUGACAUCGAUACUGGGUUGAUUCUCAUGUGGGAUAAGAAAACCAGCAUCUUCAUCAAGCUCAGCCCAAAUUUUAAGGGUCAGGUCUGCGGCCUGUGUGGGAACUACGAUGGCAACGGCAUUAAUGACUUUACCACCAGGAGCCAGUCUGUGGUAGGAGAUGUGCUGGAGUUUGGAAACAGCUGGAAGGUGUCUCCUACUUGCCCAGAUGCCAAAAGCAACAAGGAUCCUUGCACUGCAAACCCUUACAGGAACUCCUGGGCCCAGAAGCAGUGCAGCAUAAUCAACAGCAAAGUGUUCUCUGCCUGUCACUCUCAGGUUGAACCACAUGAAUAUUAUGACGCUUGUGUGACUGAUGCUUGUGCCUGUGACACCGGGGGAGAUUGUGAAUGUUUCUGCACAGCAGUAGCCGCGUAUGCUCAGGCAUGUAACGAGGCUGGAAUUUGUGUGGCAUGGAGAACCCCAUCUAUCUGCCCUCUGUUCUGUGAUUACUACAACCCAGAAGGGGAAUGUGAGUGGCACUACAAGCCCUGUGGAUCCCCAUGUAUGAAGACCUGCAGGAACCCAAGUGGAAAAUGCCUUCAUGAGUUACAAGGCUUGGAAGGCUGCUAUCCAAAGUGUCCAGAGAACAAGCCCUAUUUUGAUGAAGAUGAUAUGGAGUGUGUAGAUAACUGUGGCUGUUACGAUGACAAGGGAAAAUAUUACAAGCCAGGAGCAUCCAUUCCUUCAGAAGAGAACUGUCACUCAUGCGAAUGCACAAUGGAAGGCACUAAGUGUGAAUAUGAUGAAGAUGAAUGUUACUGCAUCUAUGAUGGGAAGAAAUAUAAUUACGAAGAUGUCAUUUACGACACUACAGAUGGUAUUGGCGGGUGUAUCACUGCAACUUGUGGUCACAAUGGAACGAUUGAUAGAAAAGUCUACCAAUGUUCCACAACCACAACCACAACCACAUUUGAAUUUUCCACUUCAACACCGACAUUCACCACUACAGUGGCACCAACUACAUCCGUCUGCGUUCGUGAAGUAUGUCAGUGGUCACAAUGGUAUGAUGUGAGCUAUCCUGGGUCUGGGAUCGAUGAUGGAGACUUCGACACAUUUGAUAAUUUAAAAGCCAAAGGGUAUAAAGUUUGUAAAGUUCCAAAGGCUGUUGAAUGUAGAGCUGAGGAUUUCCCCGACACUCCAUUAAAUGAACUAGAGCAAAAAGUAGAAUGCAGCACAACAAUGGGGCUAAUAUGUUAUAAUAAAGAUCAAUAUCCAGAGAUCUGCCUGAAUUUCCAGAUCAGCGUCUUAUGCUGUAGCUUUGUACCAUGUGAAUAUACAACUCCUUCUACCACAAAGUCUUCUGAAACUACAACACCCAUCACAAAACCUACCACUCCAGAAAUUCCUGUGACAACUUUAUCUGCAACAACUACAGCAAAACCUAUCACCACAGAAUCAAAACAAACUACUCUUGCAACAACUACCAUGACAUCCAAAACUGCUUCAACGACUCUAGUCACAGAAACAACUCCUGUGUCAACUUCAACUCUUAGAACCACAGCUUCAUCAACAGCAACCACUGAAACAACUGCUAGCCCUUCAACAGAAACUGUAUCAACGACAACAGCAAUCACAUCCAUAACACCUUGUACACCAAAAUGCAAGUGGUCUGAAUGGUAUGAUGUCAAUUUUCCCAGUCUGGACAAUAAAGGAGACUCUGAAACAUAUGAUGAUAUUAGAGCAGCAGGAAAUGUGAUCUGCAACAAACCUGAAAAUAUUGAAUGUAGAGCAGAGAAAUUUCCAGAAAAAUCAAUUAACAGCAUUGGCCAAAUUAUCCAGUGCAAUGUAUCCUAUGGAUUUGUUUGCAGGAAUGAAGAUCAGGACGGAAUGUUCCAAAUGUGUUAUAACUAUCAAAUAAAAGUAUUCUGCUGUGAUGAUUUUAGUCAUUGCCCUUCCACAACCACUACUAUAGAAAGUACAAAAACUACAGGCCUAGCUAUUGUUUCAACACAAACCUCCACCCUGACUCCUACAACUACAGAAACUAUACCUUCAUCAACAAUAGAAACGACUCCACCAACUACCACAACAGAAAGUACAACAAAAGAAAUUAAAACAACAACUCCUUUAACAACUACUACCAGAGAACCUACAACAGUUACAACUACACCUUUCAGUACAACAACCACAAAAACUACAAUUCCAGGAAACAUCACCAUUUCAACAGAAGCAUCCACCCUGACUUCAACAACUACAGAAGCUACAACUUCAUCAACAGUAGAAAUUUCGGCCACAACUGCAAGAGAAACCACAACCAAAGAAGUUAAAAUAACUACUCCUUUAAAAACCACAACCACACAAACUACAACCACCACAGGCACAACAACAGAAACUUCUGCAACUGUGACAACUCCUUAUGCUAGUACUAUAAGUUCAACAACAGGAAGUAUGUCCACUACAUUAAGAACUGAAACUACAACUGCUGCAACUAUUACACCAACUAUAACACAAAAACCUACAUCAUCAAUAAUGAUAACUACUACUCCAGGAAUAACUACAACUUUAGAAACGACAACAGCCAUGACAACUUGCACUAAAGAAGUAUGUGAAUGGUCACAGUGGUAUGAUGUAAGUUACCCUGGUUCUGGUAUCAACGAUGGAGAUUUUGAUACGUUUAAGAACAUCAGAGCAAAAGGAUACAAAGUAUGCAAAGCUCCAAAGGCUGUUGAAUGCAGAGCAGAAAGGUUCCCUGACACACCAUUAAAUGAGCUGGAGCAAAACGUAACAUGUAGCAAAACAAAGGGAUUGAUAUGUUAUAACAAAGAUCAAAGUCCACCAAUCUGCUAUAAUUACGAGAUCAAAAUUCAGUGUUGCACGCAUUUAAUUAUACCAUGCUCAGAAACCACUUCACCCACUACAACUAGAGUAACAGUCACCCCAGAGACUACAAAAGAAACAACCACCCCACCCACGAUAACAACUACAUUAAAAUCAAGCUCGACAGAAACCACAAAAAAAAUAAUUACACAACUGCAGACAACGACAAAACACCAGACGCAGCCUAUCCAGAAAUAUUCUACUACACCCACAGAAAGUAAAACAAAAACAAGUACACUGAGGAGUACAAUAAUACCAGAAACAACUCCAGUCAUGACAAUAUCACCAAUCUCCACAACAUCUCCAACCACCACAAAAACCACCAUUCCAGGAACAAGCACAAGCACCAUCACAACAGUUACCACUACUCUGCCUCCCAUAAAAUCUCCCACAAUAUCACCAGUCUCCACAACUCCAGAAACUGCCACUUCUUCCACUACACCAUGUCAGCCGAUAUGCACAUGGUCCGAAUGGUUUGAUGUCAAUUUUCCCUCGCCCGGACCAAAACAAGGAGACUUUGAAACCUAUGACAACAUAAAAGCAGCAGGAGCAGCAAUCUGCAGAAAGCCUGAAAAUAUUGAGUGUAGGGCAGAAAGCCACCCACAUCUCAGCAUCCAUCAGAUUGGUCAAGUUGUACAGUGCAAUGUGAACUUCGGCCUGGUGUGUAAAAAUGAGGACCAAACUGGGAAACACAAAAUGUGCUUAAAUUAUCAGAUACGGGUGUUGUGCUGUCGAGAAAACCCUAAGUGCCCAGUCGGAACCACAACUCCCACCACCACAAUUACACGUGCACCAACAACCAUCACAGAAACAACCACCGGAGUCACAUCUACCACUACUACAACAACAGUUACCGAACCACCACAGACUACCACUUCUGAAACAUCUCCAAUCAUUACCACCACAAGCCCAAGCACAACGACUCGUAUUGUAAAAACCACAACAUCACCCACCUCCACAAUAUCACCAACCACCUUAACAACCUCCACUCCAGGAACAAGCACAAGCAGAAGCACAACAGUUACCACUACUCUGCCUCCCAAAGAAACUCCCACAACAUCACUAGUCUCCACAACUCCAGGAACAACCAUUUCUUCUACUACACCAUGUCAGCCGAUAUGCACAUGGUCCGAAUGGUUUGAUGUCAAUUUUCCCUCUCCUGGACCAAAGCAUGGAGACUUUGAAACCUAUGACAACAUAAAAGCAGCAGGAGCAGCAAUCUGCAGAAAGCCUGAAAAUAUUGAGUGUAGGGCUGAAAGCCACCCACAUCUCAGCAUCCACCAGAUUGGUCAAGUUGUGCAGUGCAAUGUGAACUACGGCCUGGUGUGUAAAAAUGAGGACCAAACUGGGAAACACAAAAUGUGCUUAAAUUAUCAGAUACGUGUGUUGUGCUGUCGAGAAAACCCUAAGUGCCCAGUCGGAACCACAACUCCCACCACCACAAUUACACGUACACCAACAACCGUCACAGAAACAACCACCGGAGUCACAUCUACCACUACUACAACAACAGUUACCGAACCACCACAGACUACCACUUCUGAAACAUCUCCAAUCAUUACCACCACAAGCCCAAGCACAACGACUCGUAUUGUAAAAACCACAACAUCACCCACCUCCACAAUAUCACCAACCACCUUAACAACCUCCACUCCAGGAACAAGCACAAGCAGAAGCACAACAGUUACCACUACUCUGCCUCCCAAAGAAACUCCCACAACAUCACUAGUCUCCACAACUCCAGGAACAACCAUUUCUUCUACUACACCAUGUCAGCCGAUAUGCACAUGGUCCGAAUGGUUUGAUGCAGAUUUUCCCUCUCCCGGACCAAAUCAAGGAGAUUUUGAAACCUAUGACAACAUAAAAGCAGCAGGAGCAGCAAUUUGCAGAAAGCCUGAAAAUAUUGAGUGUAGGGCAGAAAACCACCCACAUCUCAGCAUCAACCAGAUCGAUCAAGUUGUGCAGUGCAAUGUGAACUUCGGCCUGGUGUGUAAAAAUGAGGACCAAACUGGGAAAUAUGAAAUGUGCUUAAAUUAUCAGAUACGUGUGUUGUGCUGUCGAGAAAACCCUAAGUGCUCAUUCAGAACCACAGCUCCCACCACUACAGUUACACGAACACCAACAACCGUCACAGAAACAACCACCGGAGUCACAUCUACCACUACUACAACAACAGUUACCGAACCACCACAGACUACCACUUCUGAAACAUCUCCAAUCAUUACCACCACAAGCCCAAGCACAACGACUCGUAUUGUAAAAACCACAACAUCACCCACCUCCACAAUAUCACCAACCACCUUAACAACCUCCACUCUAGGAACAAGCACAAGCAGAAGCACAACAGUUACCACUACUCUGCCUCCCAAAGAAACUCCCACAACAUUACUAGUCUCCACAACUCCAGGAACAACCAUUUCUUCUACUACACCAUGUCAGCCGAUAUGCACAUGGUCCGAAUGGUUUGAUGUCAAUUUUCCCUCUCCUGGACCAAAGCAUGGAGACUUUGAAACCUAUGACAACAUAAAAGCAGCAGGAGCAGCAAUCUGCAGAAAGCCUGAAAAUAUUGAGUGUAGGGCUGAAAGCCACCCACAUCUCAGCAUCCACCAGAUUGGUCAAGUUGUGCAGUGCAAUGUGAACUACGGCCUGGUGUGUAAAAAUGAGGACCAAACUGGGAAACACAAAAUGUGCUUAAAUUAUCAGAUACGUGUGUUGUGCUGUCGAGAAAACCCUAAGUGUCCAGUUAGAACCACAACUCCCACCACUACAGUUACACGAACACCAACAACCGUCACAGAAACAACCACCGGAGUCACGUCUACCACUACUACAACAACAGGUACCGAAGCACCACAGACUUCCACUUCUGAAACAUCUCCAAUCAUUACCACCACAAGCCCAAGCACAACGACUCGUUUUUUAAAAACCACAACAUCACCCACCUCCACAAUAUCACCAACCACCUUAACAACCUCCACUCCAGGAACAAGCACAAGCAGAAGCACAACAGUUACCACUACUCUGCCUCCCAAAGAAACUCCCACAACAUCACCAGUCUCCACAACUCCAGGAACAACCAUUUCUUCCACUACACCAUGUCAGCCGAUAUGCACAUGGUCUGAAUGGUUUGAUGUUGAUUUCCCAUUUGCUGGUCCAAAAGAAGGAGAUUUUGAAACCUAUGACAACAUAAAAUUAGCAGAAGGAACAAUUUGCAGAAAGCCUGAAAAUAUUGAAUGUAGGGCAGUAAACCAACCAGACGUUAGUAUCGACAAACUUGGUCAAGUAGUGCAGUGUGAUGUGAAUUACGGGCUGGUGUGCAAAAAUGAGGACCAAACUGGGAAAAGUGAAAUGUGUUUAAAUUAUGAGGUACGUAUUUUCUGCUGUGAAGAAAACCCUGAGUGCUCAAUUAGAACUACAACUGCCACUCCCACAGCUACACAUUCACCAACAACUACAGUCACAGAAACAACCAUCGGAGUCACAUCUACCACUCCAACAACAGUUACCGAACCACCAGAGACUACCACUUCUGAAACAUCUCCAAUCAUUACCACCACAAGCCCAAGCACAGCGACUUCUUAUGUAACCAGCACAACAUCACUAAUCUCCACAACAUCACCAACCAUCUCCUCUGCAGGAACAAGUGCAAGCAGAGGCACAACAGUUAUUAUUACUCUGCCUCCCACAGAAACUCCCACAACAUCACCGGUGUCCAGAACCACACCCUGCUUUUGCCAAAUUGGAGAUGCUGUCUAUGCCUCUGGUGAAUUGAUUUACAGCAAAAUAGACAAGGAUGGAUGUAUAUUUUAUGCCAUUUGUAGUAAAUCAUGUUCAGUGGAGCGAUUUAAGGGGCCAUGUAAUUCAACAACUCCAGCAACAACAACUACACCUACAACUGCAACCUCUUUACCAACUACAACUCCUACCACAACAGUUAGUUCUACCACUGUAAUUGGGUGUCCAGAUGCUAAACCUCCCAGAAAGAUAGGUGAAACAUGGAAGUUAUCCAACUGCACCACUGCAACUUGCGAGGGAAACAACAAAAUUGCUAUACAGCAAGUGAAAUGUCCACCUGUUGAGAAAAUUACCUGUGCCAAUGGGUACCCACCUGUAAAGAUCUUCAGUGAGGAUGGCUGCUGUUACUACUAUGAAUGUGAAUGUGUCUGUAGCGGCUGGGGUGAUCCUCACUACAUUACAUUUGAUGGAAAAUAUUACACAUUCCUUGACAACUGCACAUAUGUACUCGUGAAGCAGAUUAUCCCUAAAUAUGGCAACUUCCGUAUUGACAUUGACAAUUACUUCUGCGAUGCGGAAGAUGGUCUUUCCUGUCCACACGCCAUUAUUGUUUACUACAAUACCACCCAGGUAGUGAUGACGCGUGAACUCUCUAAUGGAGCAAUGACUAAUAAGAUUAUCUUCAAUAAAUCAGUUGUCAAACCAGGCUUUGUGAAAGAUGGCAUUUCUGUUUCCAUGCUUGGCAUCAACAUGGUUGUUGAAAUACGUGAGAUUGGACUUACCGCCACUUUCAGUGGGAUGAUCUUCUCAGUGAAACUCCCAUUCAGCAAAUUUGGCAAUAAUACUGAAGGACAGUGCGGUACAUGCACAAAUAACAAAUCAGAUGAAUGCCGCCUGCCAAGUGGUAAGAUCAUUUCUUCCUGUAGCGAAAUGGCUCACCACUGGAAGGUUGAUGAUGACAAGAAGAAAUACUGUGCAGGAACACCAAUACCAACACCAGCACCCAACAUCACCACUCCAUCUCCCAGCUGUGCCCCUCCUACUCUGUGCAAGAUCAUUUUGAGCGAAGCCUUCAAAGAAUGCCACAAGGUGAUACCACCAGAAGAUUAUUACAAGGGCUGUGUCUUUGAUGCGUGUCACAUUACCAAUUCAUCCAUUCAGUGUUCCAGCUUGGAGAUAUAUGCCACUCUGUGUGCCACUAGAGGUGUUUGUAUUGACUGGAGAGGAGAGACCAAAGGCAAAUGCCCAUAUAAUUGUCCAGCUGACAAAGUGUAUAAGCCAUGUGGACCUCUUAAUCCUCCUACCUGUGAUCAAAGGGCUAUUCAACACAAUGGCACUGGCCUAACUGAAGGAUGUUUCUGCCCUGAAGGAAAGAUUAUGUUCAAUGCAAACAGUGGUGUCUGUGUCCCAAGCUGCAAUAUCUGUAUAGGACCAGAUGGACUGCCCAAAGCAGCUGGAGACCAGUGGAGAAGCAAUUGCCAAGAUUGUUUCUGUGACAAUUACACUCUUACAGUGCAGUGUAAAAAGCACACAUGUAAACCACAACCACCAGUCUCUUGUGAUGACCCAGGGUUUGUACCUGCUCAGUCGCUGUCACCAGAAGACCCAUGCUGUGUCCAGACUGAAUGCCGAUGUGACACAAAGGCAUGCCCGAAAUCAGUGCAGAGCUGUGAACCAGGAUAUGAGUUAAUCACAGAAGUUCUGAAAGGAAAUUGUUGUACUAUCUUCAGCUGUAAGCUAGUACCAGGCUGUGUAAGCAAUGGAAUUUUCUACAAGCCUGGAGCAGUCAUUCCAAAAGGUAACUGUGAAAAGUGCGUCUGCUCUGAUGAAGUAGAGCCAGGGAGCCAGAGGAACAUGGUGGCCUGCCAGCCCAUUGCAUGUGACACAGAGUGCCCACUGGGCUAUGCAUAUAAGAUGGAAGAUGGACAGUGCUGUGGCAAAUGUGUACAAGAAGCUUGUGUAGUGAAGGUGAACGAUGACAAAGUCCACGUGCUUCCGGUUGGAGAAGUCUGGCAUGAGCCUGGUAAUAAUUGUACUUUCUAUAAAUGUGAACAAAUUGAGGAUCAGUUUGUUCCUAUCUAUAUAAAGAAAGUCUGUCCACUCUUUUACCCAGAAGACUGUGAUCCAGCUGACAUCAAAAUAACUGAAAAUGGCUGCUGCAAGAUAUGUCCAUCAAAACCUAUAAGUGUAGAGUGUGCACCGCAAACUAUCGCCACUGUCAUCAGAUACAGGGGAUGCAACUCUUCUACGCCUGUGAAACUAACAUACUGCAAUGGCAACUGUAAUACUUCUUCAAUAUAUUCCUUUCAAGCGAACGUGAUGCAACACAGUUGCAAGUGCUGUCAGGAGGUUAAAACCAGCAAAAGACAGGUGACCCUGAGCUGCCCUGGUGGAAAGAGCAUUAAUUACUCAUACACCCAAGUGGACCAAUGUGAUUGUGUGAGCACAGAGUGCAAUCCACAAACCAUUUCUACCACUCCAGCACAACAGCAAAAGCAAGAAGAGCAGCAACAGCAACAGAUCCAGAAGCAGGACGAAAAAGAGGAUUAGAAAGAAACCACAACCAAGAAGAGUGAGAAAGACUAAAAUAAAUCCUUCUACCUUUCCCCCCCAAUAAUAAACAAAUAUCCAAAGCAGCUAGAAUCUUGGACAUAUGGAUGAAAUUCCUGUGUGCAUGCUAAAAAUUUCUGUUUCCCAAUUAUUUCAUUUUCCAUUAUCAAAGGGUCUCAUUGUUUUGAGUGUCUUCUCCCUUCCACUUGACAGACGAAGGAUUAGGAAAUCUUGACAGGUUUCUUUUUUCUCAGCAAUGCUAUACUAUAUGACUCUCAACUUUUCUUUCAAUGGGAUGGGGUGAGUGAAACUAUACAGUGACUAUUUCCACAACACUUUUAGAAAGUCCUUGCUGUAAAUAUAGUUUCUUUUUUGGCUUGAAAUUUUCUCUAUUGUAAUUCUGACACUGACUGCCCAAGGCCAAGCACAGAACUAACAUCAUUGCAUAGAUGAUAAUUUUUCACUAGCCAUACUCAUUAUAGUGUGUUCCACAUCACCUGACACUCACUAGUCACUACAUUGGAAUGGAAGACUUCUAAAGUCUCCUUUAAUUCUAGUUCAAUUAGGUGGUGUCAACAAUUCAAGUCCAGGAAAUAUAGAGACUAUCACUCUCCCCAUCUUACCUUUUUGUUUGUUCAUUUGUUUCUUGUUUUACCAUUAAGGAAAGUUUAGGUUGUAGAAACUUCAUCUUCUCAAACAUGAAACUUUAAAAA